AGAUGUAACAAAUCCUCAGAAAAGUUGUGAGCCCUAAUUGUUGAAUACAUUGCUCGAGAAACCUACGGUCUUUGCUGUGUGCUGUUGAGGUAGGUGAGGACUUUAUAGUGUCAAGAACCAGUUGAUCUCAAUAACUUGAGUUGUUGGGAGAGGUUCAAUCGUGGAUCGUAUACCACACACUAACACGCCCCCUCAAACGAAAGUCAUUCACAAGGGCUUGAAGUUGCACAGGUCUGAACACAAGAAUACCAUGUGCUUAACAAAUGGGGGUCGCGGGGAUUCAAAUACAAGACCUCUCGAUCACAUAAUGCUUUGAUACCAUGUCAAGAACCAGUUAUUGGGACCAACUGGUUCUUGACAUAUAGCAUGCGUCCAAUCCCAAUUCCAUAUUUUGAUUGUGAACACUUCUUCUAGUGCACUGAGUUUCUGUUGCUUAAAAAUGAGCUCCUUGUUUCUUCUACUUUCAACCCUACCAGUGGAAGCACGAAAACUGUGAGACAGCCUGAUGAAAUUUUACAUGGUCCUGCAACAGUUGAGUCAUUUUUAUAAUGAAAGACCGUAAUCAAGAUGAUACUUUCUUUUUUAAAGAAAAUCAACAUUAUAUUGGAUUAAACUUAUUUGGUGAUUUGUAAAGUUCAAGUUGUUAAUUUGCAAUCAUGCAAGCAACUCUAACAUGUGGUUUCAAUACUUCCAGCCUUCGAAGUGGUUAUUCAACUCUUACACAAUUCUGAAGAAUACUGAGCAGGCACCAAGGUAUGGUAUUUCUGCCUUCUUAUUACCAUUGGGACUUUAGCAUUGGGGCUCUUUUGCUAUUAAAUUAGAUACCUGCAAAACAACUGUGCAAUUCUCUACACAUGUGACUACUUCAGAAAUAAUGAGGCCACUAUUAACUGCUCCCUUCUAAAUCAAGCAUCCAAACAAUACCAUUUUUCAAAUCUACUACAUCUUCCAUCUCAUUCAUUCAUCAGUCGCACGUCCAUUUGCGCUUGAAUGAUUCUGCGAGACAAACUGAGGUGAUUACUGUAUGUGCAAAUGCAAAAUUGUUUUUUGUUCAUCCUUAAAUUCCAAUAUGUAAGUAGGUAUUGGUAGAAGAAACCAACUAGGGUUUAAUGACCUUCUGUUUAUGGAAAGUCAAUAGGCAACAAAGUAGGAACAGAUUCAACUGUUCAAGGUGCCACUAUCUACUGAAUAAUGAAAAUUGAGCAUCUUACCUCUGGAUCCAUCCGUGCUUGUCUGAAUUUUGCACAAAAACACAGGUCAAAGAAGAAGGUUGCUGAAACAGAAUAAUAGUAGAAGUGAUAUACUCUGCUAGAGCUUCAGUUCCCUUGUUGGCUACUCCAUAGUUUUGGUUGCUGAGUACUAAAAUAUCGAUGCAUACAUUAUGCCCUUUGCAACAUCCAGUCUUGGUUGUGGUGCAUUUUACAUGAAGCAUGAUAUCUGGAGUCCGAGUCUUGGAGCCCAAUUUCCGUGGUUCUUACUUCCUGAAAUAGUACCUCACUAUAUAUAACCUUCCGUAAUAUAUUGAUCUGCGUAUUGUGAAUGAUUAAGCGGCAAAAAAAUCAUGUGCUUCAAUGCAUGUGCCACCAUAUCACAAGGCCAGUCAGAAUCUUAGUCUACUCUCCAUGCCACUCGUUGCAGGACUCCACUAUUUAUUCAGGAUGUGUUGAAGACUGGGGAAGAGGGCGAAGGUGAAGUGGUUGCACCACCAGAAAGGUCCUUCUGGGCUAAAUACGUAAGUUUUCUGUUCAAAUCCCUUAUUGGUCUCUCCAGAUAAGUACAGCAUCACUAGAAAUUUAAUUACGGCAAAACAAAGUAGCACGCAAGCAUUCAUGCUAAUAAAUACCCCUUUUGACUUCCUCCCCAGUGGAUGUACGUGAUACCUUUGGGGCUCAUAGUGAUGAAUGCCGUAACACAAGCCAUGAACAUGCCCGAGGAGCAAGCCCCCGGGCAGCCAGGCGGAGGAGCGCCUGCAGCACCAGGAGCAGUCCAGCGUGCUCCCAGCUCUGCCGCUAGGAGACGAUAGAAAAGUCUGUGCACGACAGUACUGUAGAAGUCUUCGCCGAGCCUUGUCUAAGCGAGCUUUACCGGCCAUAUAUGGCUCGCAAGUCGCAUCCACAUUAAUUCGACUCUCGUGGAUGGCCAUUUCAUAGGAUACUCAGUGUUGUAGAUGCUCUAGAACCCACGACACUAUGUUCAGAAUUUGCUAUGGAGGGGCAUGGCAGUUGCCUGGGGAUUUUCUUUGUACUGUUUAAGUUUUCAGAUCAUAGAUUUUGGUUCGAUUGCCACAGCUCUUGAUUUUCAUCUUGUUUAAAUUAAAAACCCUAAUUCGCACGGAAUCUACUCUCAAGAUACAACUUUCAACCUUGGAAAGAAGCUGUCCAGAUUUCCAAACAGAGGCCAAAUGCAAUUAGGGGUGUGGGUUCGGUUACCCAAACCGAAACCCGAAAAACCCCAAAACCGAAAAUCACUAAAACCGAACCCGAUAAGGACUUGCGGGUUUCGGGUACCGAAACUCGAAAAUUCCUUAUCGGGUUCGGGUCGGUUAAAGCAAAACCGAAACCCGAAUGCCUAAAAAUACUGGCUAGAGUUUUAUUCAUUGGAGGUUUUUAGCCGGAACCCGAAAAAUCGAUAAACAAAACCGAACCCAAAACCGAAAAACCCGAAACCCGAAACGAAUCCGAAGCUGAAAAACUGAAAAUGUAUAUAAUCGGGUCGGUUUCGGGUAAACCCGAAAAACCGAACCCAAAUUGACACCCCUAAAUUGCAAUAGGCAACCGUUUACCGGUUCAAUUGACGGCCAAUCCAGCUGCGGUAACAGAAGUGGCCUCCCGUGCAAGAAAAGAAACUUCGUCAUUUCCUUGAUUUAUCUUUUCUUUUUUCAUUUAUUAACUUUCUCAGCUAUCCAGGCUCUACCUCUUUCCCACAAAAACCCUACAUUCCGAAGUAGCGGCGGCGAUGGUGUCAAAGCCCUGACGGAGCCUGGACUCCGCUGUAAGUCUCCGUCGUAUCGUACUCUCUUCACUCCUACAUCUCAAUCGGCACAAGCCGUCUAGUUUCUACCGAGCAUCGCGUCCCUACAACAUCACCAGAUCGCCGCCGGAGCGAGGAAAGAGGCGCGAAGAAAUUUUCAGAUUCGUCAAAUACUGAUUUUAACAAUGGCGGAAAGCGGCGAACCGAAGAGCAGCACUGCCGACGGCGCGCCGAGCACAGAAACGAAGAUCGAGCCGUUCAGGAUGCCGACGGUGGAGGAGAUGCGAGCUCAGGAGGUGUGGAACAACUGCGCGAUCCGGAGCGCCUUUAGCGGCGUGGUCGGAGGCGGGCUCGGGAUCUUCAUGGGAUUCCUCCUCGGCGCGCUCGACAAUCCGUUGAUGCACGAUCCGGACAUGAGCGCCAAGAAGCAGUUCAUCUUCACCGCCAAGCAGAUGGGCAGCCGGAGUUGGAGCAACUGCAAGACCUUCGCCCUCAUGGGCCUGGUCUUCUCCGCCGCCGAGUGCGUCAUCGAGAAGGCCCGCGCCAAGCACGACGUCACCAACACCGCCGUCGCCGGCUGCGUCACGGGUGGCGCGAUGUCCGCCAGAGCUGGCCCUCAGGCCGCGUGCUAUGGAUGCGCCGGUUUCGCUGCUUUCUCGGUACUAAUUGAAAAAUUCAUCGAUCGCCAUACCUAGAGUUGGAGACUUCUGUGUGUUCCUUCGCGAGUUUUGCUGUAAUUUUGGGAUCAUCUGUUAUAGCCUUGGGGUGAUAGUCCAGUGUGUUUUUUUAUAGCUCAGAUUAAGCAGUUUUUGAAGUACAUUCGUUUACAAAUCAACAGUUUCACAUUGUCUCCUAAAUAGUGAAAUAUCAACUUUCAAUGAUUGAAGGACUCGGUUGUUAGAUGGUUUACAUCACUGUUAUUACAAGCUAUUGCCAUCUUCUGGAAUCGAAAAACCGGGGGGUCUAUGAACCCUAAUCCGCGGAUAGGGGGGAAGAAGUGUACAACAAGAAUGGAAAUAGCCACAAUGCCUUUAAGUAAAUGAAAGGCUGCUACAAGC
Messenger RNA from Linum trigynum, 4028 nucleotides. Lineage: Eukaryota; Viridiplantae; Streptophyta; Magnoliopsida; Malpighiales; Linaceae. The record is from the annotation of a GenBank genome assembly.